Messenger RNA from Colossoma macropomum (tambaqui), 783 nucleotides. Its product is annotated as elastase-1-like. Gene Ontology annotation, molecular function: serine-type endopeptidase activity. The record is from RefSeq and is a predicted model, not a curated record. Bases 1 to 783 code for a protein of 260 amino acids. The transcript has 8 exons. NCBI's taxonomy places the organism in Eukaryota, Metazoa, Chordata, Actinopteri, Characiformes, Serrasalmidae. Gene Ontology annotation, biological process: proteolysis.
AUGCUCAGAAUCAUCUACCUGACCACCUCUGCUGCGCUUGUGUUCGCUCAGCCACAGCCCCAAUCCAGAGUUGUGGGAGGAGAAGUGGCAAAACCUAACUUUUGGCCAUGGCAGGCCUCUCUGCAAGCCCUACAAGGUUCACGCUACAGGCAUGUAUGUGGAGGUGUGCUAAUCAAAAAACAGUGGGUGUUGACUGCUGCUCACUGCUUUGAAACUGCUAAUGUGUCCCUCGUGGUUCUUGGUGAUCAUGACCUGACAAAAAGUGAGGGCAAGGAGCAGCUCCACAAAGUGAAACGCACCUACAUCCACCCCGCCUGGGACAAGAAUCAAGGAAACGACAUUGCCUUGAUCCUUCUGUCCACUGAGGCCACUCUAAACUCCUAUGUGAAGCUGGCUACCCUGCCUCCCUCAGACCAAAUGCCCUCUGCUAAAUGGACAUGCUACAUCACUGGCUGGGGAAGCACAGAAAUUGGUGGUUUGCCCUCAGUAGUACUGAAGCAGGCCUUCCUGCCCAUCAUAGAUUUCCCUACUUGCUCUUGUGCCUGGUGGGGUUCUGCUGUGAAAGACAACAUGAUCUGUGCUGGAGGUGGGAGUAAUUAUGGCUGCUAUGGUGACUCUGGCGGCCCUCUGAACUGUCUAGUCAGCGGCCAAUAUGUGGUCCACGGUCUCACCAGUUUUGUGCAUUGUGCUGAAUGCAACAGGCAAGCCACUAUCUUCAGCCGGGUGUCUGCCUUUCUCCCCUGGGUCAACCAGGUAAUAGCGCUCCAAGAUAUGAACACAUGA